This is a messenger RNA of Solea senegalensis (Senegalese sole), 3669 nucleotides long. RefSeq names its product kelch-like family member 11 (gene klhl11). Gene Ontology annotation, molecular function: protein binding. Lineage: Eukaryota; Metazoa; Chordata; Actinopteri; Pleuronectiformes; Soleidae. The coding region runs from base 303 to 2465 and encodes 720 amino acids. The transcript has 2 exons. The record is from RefSeq and is a predicted model, not a curated record.
ACAGGCACUCAAUGUAACUGAUGACUAACUGAUAACUCUGAUUUGUGCAAUAAUCAACUAGCACGUAGAUAAAUCCCUACACGCGUGCGCUAUAAAGACGCAUCCCUUUAACUAAGUUACAUUUAGUGAAUUUUGGGUUAUUGUGUUGUUAACCGAAAAAGAACUAUUGAAAUAACACCUUAGACUUCUUGUUAUCUGCGUCAGACCUGUGAACCUCAGAGCCUCCCACUGACACUCGGAAACACACGGAAGUGAGAGCUCCAGUUUUUCCGCUCACUCGGGACUGAAAACGCGUCGCAUGCAUGUCAGUGUUUGACUGUCUGUUUACGUGUGUGUUGUAUGCUUAUGAGUUCUUCCCGCAGAUAACUCAGAGCUUUCGUUUGCCUCUGAGACCAGCGUCCAACUCCCCCUGCGUCAUGGCAGCGGCAGCGGAGGAGACGGAGGAGUGCGGCCGGAGAGGCGGCGGCGGAGCAGCGGCGGCGGCACAGGCAGUAACAGGUGAUGGAGACUCGGAGGAGGCCGAGGAGUUCACCUGCUCGGCCUACUGCUCAGAGCUCUCCCGGCGGCAGAACGAGCAGAGGAAGGCGGGGUUGUUCUGCGACGUGACGCUGGCGUUUUGCUCCGGAGGAGCUUCCAGCGCGGAGAGGGUCCAAACCCUGUCCGCACACCGCACGGUUUUAUCCGCGGCGUCUCACUAUUUCACGCUGCUGCUGGGCGGACACUUUUCCGAGUCUCAGUCUGCGCGCGUGGAGCUGAAAGCGUGGACAUGUGAGGACGGACUGGACCCAGAGACUGUGAGGAGUGUCGUUCAGUUCAUGUACACGGGAGAAAUCACAGUCACCACUGCUAAUGUGCACCAAGUGCUGGAACUUGCCGACAGGUUCCUCCUGGUGCAGCUGAAGACCUUCUGUGGAGACUUUCUGAUGAAGAAGCUGAGCUUGUCCAACUGUGUAGCCGUGCACAGCCUUGCUCACAUGUACACCCUGGACCAGCUGGCCCUGGGAGCCGCCAAAACGAUUAGGAUGAACUUCCACAAAGUUAUCCACAAUGACGAAUUUUACACGCUGCCAUUUCACCUGCUGCGAGACUGGCUGUCGGACUCAGAAAUCACCGUGGAUUCUGAACAGGAGUUGUUUGAGGCCAUCGUAGGAUGGGUGCGCCAAAACACAGAGGAACGAGAGAAGCACUUUGAAGAGCUCUUUAGGCUUUUAAGGCUCUCCCAGAUAGCUCCUACUGUCCUGACAUGGGUGGUGAGAAAGGAGCCUUUAGUGGAAAAUAAUGCCUCUUGUCAGAAGCUGGUGUCUGACACCCUUGAGGCUCACGCUCUUCACUUGGAGGGCCUCAAGUCAGCUGAUUUGGAGCUCUGUGCUUCCUACAUGGCGGAGAACCAGCCACGUUUUGGCCAGAUCAUGGAUGUAAUCAUGGUAGUGGGUGGUGUUUCAGAAGGUGGAGAGUACGUGAGUGAGUGUGUCGGCUACUUUGUUGCUGAGGACCGUUGGGUCAACCUGCCACACAUUCACAACCACCUUGAUGGACACGCCAUCGCGAUCACGGACAACCAUGUUUAUGUGGCAGGCUCCAUGGAGCCAGGCUUUGCCAAGAUCAUGGAGCGCUACAACCCAAACCUCAACAGCUGGGAGCAGGUCUGCAGCCUCAGCUCUCGCAAGCACUCCUUCGGCUUCACAUGUGUCAAAGACUUAUUGUACAGCAUUGGUGGUCAUGGAAACUUCAGUCCGGGCUUUAGAGAUAUUACAGUGUAUGAGCCUGAGCUGGACAAGUGGCACAGUCUUGAGCCAGCGCCAAAGAUACUUCGAGACGUAAAAACAGUAAGUGUGGAGGAUCGCUAUGUGUAUGUAAUGGCCAGGACCCCUGUGGACAUGGACCAUGAGGAUGGACUGAGCACCGUGACCACUUGCUAUGAUACAGAAAGUCUCAAGUGGCAGGAAGUGGACUCCUUGCCGCUCAUCGACAACUACUGUAUUUUUCAAAUGGCUGUCGCCUCUACCAACUUCUACCACACCGCUUCCUGUUGCCCCAAGAACUACAAGGUAACAGAAAAGGCUGCUCAGCAGAAAACAAGCAGAAACAUUUCCGAUGAUAUCCUCGACAGCCUCCCUCCAGAGGUGCUUAGUAUGGAAGGUGCUGCCAUUUGCUACCUGGAUGAAGACGUGUUUAUCAUUGGCGGCUGGAGGAACAGCAACAACAUGGACAAGCAGUACCGCAAGGAGGUCUACCGUUACUGUGCUAAGAAGAAGCGCUGGAUGCUGCUGCCACCGUUACCUCAGCCUCGCUGUCGAGCAGCAGCCUGCCACAUUCGCAUCCCGUACCAGUAUCUGCGCGGCUGCCAGCACUACCCCAUGCCCCUGAAUCUGGCUCGUCAGCGGGACCGGAUGCAGCAGAUGCAGCAGCUCCAUCGACGCACCCUUACUCUGCGGAGACAGCUACAGUCUCAGAUCGAAUGUUGAAUCGGAUGCUGUGCUUGGUCUGUGUGGUCUUGCCUUAUCUAGCACUUCAUCCACUGUUAGAUGUGUUGUAAUUUUGCCCACAUAAUUAUCUGUGUCGUGCUGUUUGCAUUUACUGGGGUGAGGCCUUCACGUUCCUGUCGGGGAUGUUUCAACAGGUUAGGCAAAGAGGGCAGUUACUCCGGGUUACUUACUUGGUGCCUCCCAAGGAUGUUAGCAUCAUAAUUUCAGAGCAGAAUGAACCACAAAAUGUCAUUAUGCUUCAGGGAGUCCAAACAAACACAAAAGAAAACAGUGAAGGCAAGAGGAGGAGGAGGACGUGGAGAAAAACUGCUGUGCCAAAUAUUUAAUUUGCUGCUGCUGCAGAAAAAUGUGUUGGAUAUCAAGUUAAGGCAAACAACAGCAGGUGUGUCUGUUGGCAGGUAAAUCUUAAAUGCUGUUUAUUUCAGUUUAGUAUCUUGACUUUUUUGUUGAAGUCCCUUCAAAUACCCAAGCUUGUUGGUUUAUUGACAUAAUAGACACAGCCUUGCUGUUUGUAGUUUAAGACAAAUCACAAAGUAAGAAUAUAAUAAAUGACCACUAGUGGGCGACUGUUGACUGCAAAAAGAACUAUGUUCGAAUGUAAGUUCACUGAGAUAUGAGCCUAAUUCUCACUUGAUUUACACUAUCACUAAACAUUUUCCUGACGAGUUAAUGGUCUCAAUCAGUAGUUUCAGGUGUUCUUCAAGUCUUGGUGUCAGUGUAGUUAAUCAUGUUCUCAUUUCACGGACUAGGACACAUCAUGAGGCUUCAAAGCGGGAGUUCAGAUUCUUAUGGAUUUUGUAUUACCACUUACCACUUGGACUUAACAUUACACUAUUCAAAAAUGGCUAACUAAGUUUAAAAUUAUCCUUAUCAUUUAGAUCUCCAUAUUGCAGCAUGAUUUUACCCAUUUUGACUUCACAUCUUUAGUUUUAAAUCUGUGGUUGAUUGUGUCAAGAAGCUCUGACAGCUAAAAAAUAAGUAUCGAUAAGCACACACAUAUUGUAGACCAGUAUAUUUUGUGAUAUGUCACAUCCUAAGUCACUUUUAAACCUGCAUUUUACAUUCAUGUUUGCAAUAAAAAUAGAUUGCAACAAUUCCAUUGAAUGUGGUUGAAUUGAGUAUGAAUUCUUCAAUACUUCAAACAUUCAAAAAAAAAAAAACAUUUUUGAUUUCCCAGGUCAUU